AUGUCUCUGAAGCAGGAAAUCGAGACCUGGGUGGCAGCCCUGAACCACUACGACAACAACGAGUUCGACGAGGCAUUAAAGGCAUUCGAUGGAAUCUCCGACACAUCCAAGAUUCUGUUCAACUGCGGCGUUAUUCACGCCACGCUUGGAGAGCAUGAGAAGGCGGUCGACUGUUACCAGCGCGCUGUGCGGCUGGACCAGUAUCUUGCCGUCGCCUACUUCCAGCAGGGCGUGUCGAAUUUCCUCAUGGGCGAUUUCGAAGAAGCGCUUGCCAACUUCAACGAUACGCUUCUCUACCUCCGCGGCAACAACAACAUCGACUAUGAACAAUUGGGUCUGAAAUUCAAGCUAUAUUCGUGCGAGGUGCUCUUCAACCGCGGUCUCUGCUACAUCUACCUCCAGCAGAAGGAUGCGGGUGUGCAGGAUCUGUCCUUCGCAGCCAAGGAGAAGGUCGUUCCCGACCAUGACGUGAUUGACGAGGCUAUCAGGGAGGAGGCAGAGGGCUACACAGUCUUCUCCAUUCCCGUCGGCAUCGUCUACCGCCCCAAUGAAGCGAAGGUCAAGAACUUGAAGACAAAGGACUACCUCGGGAAGGCUCGUCUCGUUGCAGCUUCCGACAGGCAAAAUGCAUUUACUGGGUUCGCCGGCUCAGAGAUCAAGAAGAUGGCCAACGCAGCCAAGGACGACCGACCGGAAGACAAACUUUCCUACGCCGCCACAAAUCUCGUCAAGCCUGAGCUCCAGAGCAGGGUCCGGCAGCAAUCUGAGCCGCCCAUGACCCGCAAUAUGUUCCCGCCGACGCCGCCUCCCGAGUCCGACAACAGGAGAUCUGCUGGCGAGAAAGGGGGACAAAUGUCCCGCGCUCAGUCUGUCCGCGGCGGUGGACCCAAGCCUCAACCCCUCAAUCUUGGUCGCGCCGCAUUUGAUCAGAAGGAUGACAGGCGAGAUGACGCCCCACCGCAGCGCAGGGGCACUCAGCGAUCGGCUUCGGAGCGGCCACCGAACCGCUCCAAUACCAUGCGCAUGCGGGAUAUGGACCGCCGCGACCGAGACAGGCCCCGUCGCCGUGGAUCUGAUGAUGAUGUUGAUGACUACGCUGACGAUGUAUACGACAUGUACCAGCCCCGUUCGAAUCGCCCCUCUUACAGCCGCUCCCGGCAAGGAAAGACUUCAAGACCCGCAUAUAUCGACGAAGAGGAGGAAGACGAUUUCGACGGCAGCGAUGUCGAUGACGGCGAAUUCGAAAUGGUGUCCCGCUCAAAGACUAGGAGACGAUCCCCCACUCGCUCCGCCACCUCAAGCCGCAGCGGCGGUAACGUAGGCGGCAAGAUCCGGGUGAAGGUGCACGCUGGCGAUACGCGCUACGUCUUCAUAACCCCGAACACGUCGAUGCGCGAAUUCGUCCAGUCUAUCCGCGAGAAGUUUGGCGUCCGCCAGAACUUCAAGGUCGAAAUCAAGGACGACGGCGACAUGAUCACCAUGGCGGACGAAGACGACCUGGACAUGGCGAUCCAAACGGCGCGGCAAAUGGCCCGCAAGGAAGGUGGUGACGUAGCGAAGAUGGAGGUAUGGCUCACCUUUGUCCCAUCCUCUGCCCAAAACAAAUACCCGCCCUCCAACCCUCCCCUCACCCCCAGCAUCGAAAUCUCCGAAUACUAG
This is a messenger RNA of Trematosphaeria pertusa, 1659 nucleotides long. RefSeq lists its product as uncharacterized. The coding region runs from base 1 to 1659 and encodes 552 amino acids. Lineage: Eukaryota; Fungi; Ascomycota; Dothideomycetes; Pleosporales; Trematosphaeriaceae. The record is from RefSeq and is a predicted model, not a curated record. The transcript is spliced from 4 exons. Gene Ontology annotation, molecular function: protein binding.